This is a messenger RNA of Episyrphus balteatus (marmalade hoverfly), 729 nucleotides long. RefSeq lists its product as uncharacterized. The transcript is spliced from 3 exons. NCBI's taxonomy places the organism in Eukaryota, Metazoa, Arthropoda, Insecta, Diptera, Syrphidae. The coding region runs from base 190 to 702 and encodes 170 amino acids. The record is from RefSeq and is a predicted model, not a curated record.
UUUUGACAAAUCGAUGAAUACGGUUUUCGGCGCUGUAGUAUUUUAUGUGCUGUGAAAAAUCGACAAAAAAUGCCCUUAUUUUGAAUUUUUAAAAAUAAAAAUUUAUUACCAAAGAAAAAAUUUGCUUAUUCUGGUGUAAUCCCUAUUUUUUUUUUGUAUUCAAUCAAUUUACCUCGCAAUCGCAAAGGGAUGGACGUCAGGGAAACCCAACAAAAAAUCUUCACCAUGGAAACAUCCUGUAAGAUUUCAAAAAAACCUCUUCUUAAAUGUUUCUGCGGCUGUGGAGAUCUUACAGAAGAUGAAGUUAAACGAAUAUAUCGCUUAAGCACCCAAGAAACUCUCAUCAAUCCUCAAGCCGCCAGAUUAUUACGAAAACACAUGGAACUAAAUCGUAGAGGUGACAAAUCUGUUGCCGAACAAAUGCUCGAUAUUUAUGAAAAGAGCGAAGAAUAUAUGAGUGACUUUCGUCUUCUGACCGAAGACGAACUCGAAGAACUCGCUGAUCUAGGCCUUCCCUAUCACAUGGAAAAAGAACUUUUAGCAAAUAUUCAAACAGGAGAAAAAUCCAACAUUGAAAGGUGCAUUCGACGUAUACAAGGAGAGUGCCGCAACGAAAUCGAAGCCAGUCCUGAAUAUACCCAAUACAAAGAAGCUAUACUUGUAAAAUUAAAAGGUGUUGGUGUGAGCAGACGAAAAUAUUAGCAUAUAAGUCUUUAGGAUCUAUUUUUU